AAAUUAAAUGGAGUACUUAACUAAUGAAAAACUCCUUAAAUAAUAACAAUCAGCUCUAUUUUCUAUCAACAACUCUCGUUCCAAUAGUGUAUCUCGAUUUCCAAUUCCUAGUUCAAGAGCAACUCAUGAUCCUGUCUAACCACUUAGAUCAGCCGAUUUAUUCAACAGAUUAGAAGACAUUUUAAAAUAAAAGUAGAUGAGUACUACUACAAGAAAGAGAUAAAAAUAAAUAUCAUGCAUUUUAAAUUCAUAAGCUACUCAUGAAGCAAAAAAACAUUAUAUUGAAAAUAGUUGUUACAAAUCACCCAAUAGAAUAUAGGAAGUACCAUCCACAUCUGGGUUUUUGAAUGUUGUAUGUUUCAUCUUUAUCAUCUCUUUAGUAUAAUGUUGAAGCUAGAAGUAGAAAACAAACUUAACCUACUUAUAUAGGUUCUCCUUUAAUUAAUCAAUAAAAUUAAAGUGCCAAAAAAAAAAAUGUCAUUCAAACCUAAUUUUAAGAUAGUUAUCUUUAGAAUAAGAAAAAGAAAGAGAGCUUAAAAAAAUUUUAAGAUGAAUUUAACAAUAUGUAGGAAAAAAUCAAAAUUAGAAAUCAUGUAUGUAAUUAUAAUUUAUAUUCAACAGUCUAUAUUUAAUUAAUUAGAAUAGCCAGAUAAAAAAUUUGAAAAAAUAGAAAAAUAAGAAUUGUAAGAAAACAAAUUUGAAAUCAAUAUUAGCACAAUUUUUAAUAAAGAAAAUCAUAAUAAUACUGUUAACAAAUUGAAUCAACAAUUACAAUUGCAAAAUAAUCAUCUUUAAGAGUAAUUGCUAUUUGAAUAGAAUCAAAAUUCCAAAUUAAAUUUACUUAUUAAUAAUUUGAAUGAUUAAAUUGCCAGUCUCAAUAAGUAUUAUUUAUUUUAAGUUUAUUUCUAGGUAACUAAAUUAGCAAAACCUAUAAUUUUAGGAAGAAUAAGCUGUUAGGGAUACAUAAAUUUUAUCUUUAAAAUAAUAGUUAUAACAAAUGGAUACAAAUAUCAAAGAAAAAGAUAACGAGAUCAAUAAUUGUAAACAAUAAAUAUAAGAAUUCAAUAAUGUAUAUAAAGAUAUGCAAGAAUUAGAGAAUCUCUGUUAACAAAUGUCAUAUUUAAGUAUGCAAACUUGUUAAUAAAAUUAACUAAUUCUUGAUAUUAGAGAGUUAUUACAAAUAUAAUUUAAUAUAAUUGAGAAAGUAACGAAUCAUAAAGAUUUUCCGAUAGAAUAGCUGCUAAUUUAGAAAAAAAAGAAAAAACCAUAAAAUUUGAAAGAAAUUGAUUACUAAGAAUUAAGCCAAGAAACAACAAGAAUUAUGGAAAAUUUAGUUAAAUUAAUAAAAGCAUCUGUUGAUUAGUUAACCGAAAGAUUUAUUCAUGAUUUACUUAUUUGA
Paramecium sonneborni is the source of this 1399-nucleotide messenger RNA. NCBI's taxonomy places the organism in Eukaryota, Ciliophora, Oligohymenophorea, Peniculida, Parameciidae. The record is from the annotation of a GenBank genome assembly.